Molecule: messenger RNA, 2490 nt
Organism: Mercenaria mercenaria
Lineage: Eukaryota; Metazoa; Mollusca; Bivalvia; Venerida; Veneridae
Product: E3 ubiquitin-protein ligase TRIM56-like
Exons: 1
Coding region: 283-1401 (372 amino acids)
Molecular function (GO): zinc ion binding
Source: RefSeq, a predicted model, not a curated record
UAGGGUAUAACACAUACGGAGGCAUUUUCUUUCUGAUCUGGUGCCAGUGAAACAGGCAACUCUCAAGUGUCAAUCCGCAAAGGAUACCUCGUAGCUCAGUGCCUCAACGCGUAGGCACCGGAAACUAGCAAUUAAACAUAAUUAAAUCAGUGGAGCUAUUAGUAAUUUUAUUUGGAAUUAUUAUGAAACGACAUGUUUGGAAAAAAAAGCAAUUCUGUAAGCAUUUGUGAUUUAGCAAUAUGACUAAUUCAAUAUUCGGUAUCGUUGAAUUUUAGAAAUGAAAUGGCUGAAGGUGGAAGUAGUACUUAUAAAUGUCGAAUUUGUUUAUUACCUGUUUCAGAUCCAAGAUUUUUAUCGUGUUAUCAUUCCUUUUGCCUUAACUGUUUAAAGGAGAAAGUUAGGGUUACAAACUCCCUGAGUUGUCCAACAUGCCGUGCUAUUACAAAAAUCCCGGAGUCUGGAGUUGAAGGAUUACAGCGCAAUUUCUAUAUUUCGCGUGAGGAAGACACAGCUACUGUACCAAAAUCUGUUACAGGACUACAUUGUGAUAUAUGUCAGAAAGGCCCAUCAGCAGUACAGAAAUGUUCAGAAUGUGACCAAUUGCUUUGUGAAGAAUGCGCGCAUGCACAUUCAAUGAAUAACGCUUCACGAAGCCACAUAUUGUCCACAGUAUUCGCUAGCAACACAAGAGAGAUAGGUAAUGUUAAAGAUAGAUCAUGCUGUAAGAAUCACCCAAAUAAAGAAAUUGAAGUGAUUUGUAAGGACUGUGAUCAACUCUUGUGCUGCGUUUGUAAGUUAGGAGGGGAUUCAACACACGAGUGCAGAGAUAUUGCAACUGAAGCCGACACAAAACGAACAGAGGCAAAUGAGUUUAUUCGUUAUUAUGAAUAUAAACUGGUACAACAAGAUGAAAUAAAUGCUCUAGUACGAGCAGGAAAGAAAGCAAAGCAGUAUGUCUUCUCAGAAACGUUUAGUUCAAUGAAAAGGGAAAAGGAAGCUAUCAUAAGGGAUAUCAAUGCAACUUUUCAAGAAUUUGAAUGCAAAAUGCAUGGACUGUUUGAAGAAUUCAGAGAUACAUCACGGGCAAUAAAUGACGAUCAGGUCCGUGUCGAAUCCAUAAACAAAGAAAAUGUUGAACGUUACAAAAAUGUAAUAAAUUCAGAGGAUGACGUGCAGGUACUACAAAAGUAUGAACACUUGGUGAAUGCUUUAUCUGCAAUAGAAAUAGUUCAACCUCCAGAGGUAUCUGACGACGAAAUAAACAAAAAUUUUAACAUUUGUGAAAAUUGGUUAAAAGAUCUGAAAAGGCAAAGUAGCGCAACAAUUAAAUUUUAUGGCGAUAUUAAAUACAAAAAUAGAAAAAGUGGAUUCUCCACAGGUCGCCCAACACGACGAAAUUGAAAACGUUGCAGGCUCGGAUUGAUUAAGACUGUUAAUGUACGGCAGUGGAAAUCAUGCAUGCUACCGUCCACGCAUUCUAGCCCAGGGUAGAGCAGAACUCAGCAUUUACAUAUGUUGCAAGUACCAACAGGCAAUUAAGAGACAUCCGAAGAUAUGUUCAUACUGCGGUGUACAUGUAACUUUCAAUGGUAUCCAAGAAAAGCGGCAAAUGGAACCCAUUUACCUCAGAUUUCAGUGUGAGAGUUGAAAAUAGGUUGAAUUUCAUUGCGACAUAUUCACCGCAGUAAAUACAAUUAUUUGUUUAUAUGUUUAAGACUUUAUUAGAUGUAUGCUAUAAGUGGUUAUAUAGUUUUUGUACGUGUCUCUUGUUUUUGUUUCUGUUUUAGUUGUAUAUAUUAAUAUUAAUAUCGUAAACUCUAUAGAUAUGUGAAGUGUUUUGAAACUAAACAAGGGGUGCUUUUUUUUCUCAAAAAAAAAUGCAGUCUGUGAAGAGACCUAUUUAGGAAAAUAUCGCGACAUACGUUCGCCGGUCCGUAAAUUUUCUUUUAAAUUUGUACACAUUUUCAAGACAUUUUUCAACAAAAUGAAUAAAAUAUAUGCUUGAAGACCCAGUUUUCUUUUGUGCUUCGAAACUGCGGUGAAUUAUGAAAUCUCAAAGGGUUCAAAAAGCGGCAUUUGACGUCGUAUAUUUUCCCGUUUUAUAUCUGACGUGAUAGACACUGGGAACAUACGGAACUGUUGUAUGCUAGUAACGACAAGAUCUUAAAUCAUCUGUUAAAAAUUACUACAUAUGAACUGAAAAUCUCAAAGAAAUCGACUGGCAACUUCAAACGGGAUACGAGCGGAUCGCUUCCGACUUGACCAACCACCAUUUUAUUAGUCUUUAUUAUAUACUAUUUUAUUAGUUAACUGUUUUUUAACCAACACAAGCUUCUUCGCUUUGAUAAGCGUCUUUAGUUAACAUAUGCAAAAUUCUUUAAAUGUGAACAGUAAAAUAAUGAAAACAAAUAAUGAAAACGUGUUAAUUGUGAAAUAAAACGUUUUGUGACACGUUCAGAUAUUAACACUUUCAUAAACUUAUUACACCUA